AUGCCUUUGGCCGUGCGGUGUUGCCUGUAUAAGUGGCACAUAGGCUAUCCCAGGAGUAGCCACCAACUUAGAAAGGAGAUUCUGGCAUCGUCGCCGCCCUCACCGGAUGGAUCUCCCAGGUACCAUCCCCGACCUGAUCUACGACCGGUCAGGGAGCUGAAAGUACUGGCAGAGAUCAUGGCUCGAUGCGGGAGACUGGCAUCAGGAGGAAUACCCGGACUCGCUGUUGCUGGAGGAGUAUCCAAUGGUAUUCGGGUUCCGAAUCGCUCAGGUCCCAGGCGCCAUCCAUCAGCUCUCAUGAACCCAAUGGUGAUCUAUCCCCAGGGAAGGGAGACGGCAUAUUUUAGGACGCCGUUCUGCGCGUUCAGUCGGACUCCUGGGCACCUACAGAAGCAACGAGACUUUCGUGCUGUCGUCCUGGCAACGCCGGCUCAUGGAGGGCCCGGGUCGACUAAAACGGGUGACAUUUUCGUAGAUAGGGGAGCUGGUCUCGCGGGUUCCUCGCCAGGAACGUUGAGAGCUUUCAAGUCCUUCCCGUUCCGGACUGAGCCUUCCAACCAUAUCGCCGGCCGGAACACUGUGCUUCACGAGAAUUGCCUGGUCCCUGGCAACAUCUCAGCUCUUAAAAAACUCCCCCUCGACGACCAACUGACCGGCAAACGACUCAACGAGCGCAUAUUGGAGCGCAUCGAAGAACGGGAGGAAAACGUGGCAGCAAAGAAGGACCUCGAGGAAGAGUACGGUCCGAUUCCCACCCUCGUACCCAACGACAUGAUGGACCCAGCGCGAGGACGGUACCCACGAGACCCGUACAUUGAAGGCGCGGACGCGGACAUGAUGAAGACGUACGUCGCCACCAGUUCCUGGGGUGCGGGAUGGAUGAGAGGUAACGGUCUGAUCGAGCGGGGGGUCCAGCUCCUCGUCCAUGGGAUCAUCAUUGCCCAGUUCUGGGGCAUCAGGUAG
Fusarium vanettenii 77-13-4 is the source of this 963-nucleotide messenger RNA. RefSeq lists its product as uncharacterized. The record is from RefSeq and is a predicted model, not a curated record. Lineage: Eukaryota; Fungi; Ascomycota; Sordariomycetes; Hypocreales; Nectriaceae. The transcript has 4 exons. Bases 1 to 963 code for a protein of 320 amino acids.